Messenger RNA from Gossypium raimondii (Peruvian cotton), 1350 nucleotides. RefSeq names its product GDSL esterase/lipase At5g33370. The record is from RefSeq and is a predicted model, not a curated record. Lineage: Eukaryota; Viridiplantae; Streptophyta; Magnoliopsida; Malvales; Malvaceae. The coding region runs from base 96 to 1199 and encodes 367 amino acids. The transcript is spliced from 5 exons. Gene Ontology annotation, molecular function: hydrolase activity, acting on ester bonds.
UCACAUGCAAAACCGUAGUCUCCAUUAGUAAACAAGUAGCUUACUACUGUAUUAUUUUUCUUAUCCUGCUUUUGCUAGCUAGCUAGCCUGCUUCCAUGGCACCCUCAAUUGUUCUUGUUUCAUGGAUGGUUUUAGGCCUUGUAAUGGCAACUUCAACUACUCAAGUUGAAGCUGCCAGGGCAUUUUUUGUAUUCGGUGAUUCUCUGGUUGACAAUGGCAACAACAACUUCCUAGCAACCACUGCUCGAGCUGAUUCCCCUCCUUACGGCAUCGAUACUCCCAGUCGUCGUGCCACCGGUCGCUUCUCAAAUGGCAAAAACAUUCCUGAUUUUAUCAGUGAUGCACUUGGUUCAGAGCCAACAUUGCCCUACUUGAGUCCAGAACUCAAGGGAGAUAGGCUACUUGUUGGGGCCAACUUUGCGUCAGCUGGCAUUGGAAUCCUCAAUGACACCGGCGUCCAAUUUAUAAACAUCAUCAGAAUGUACAAGCAAUUAAAAUACUUUCAACAAUACCAGACCAGGUUGGCUGACCUCGUCGGAUACGAGGAAGCACAGCGGAUCGUAAACGAUGCACUUGUGCUCAUCACGGUCGGCGGCAACGAUUUUGUGAACAACUACUAUUUGGUUCCAUUCUCUCCUAGAUCUCGCCAGUUUAGUCUACCAGAUUAUGUUCGAUAUCUCAUCUCUGAGUACAGGAAACUUCUAAUGAGGCUAUAUGAUCUAGGAGCUCGGAAGGUUCUAGUGACUGGGACCGGACCAAUGGGUUGUGUUCCAGCAGAAUUAGCCAUGAGGAGCCCAAGUGGUCAGUGUGUCACUGAGCUGCAACGAGCUGCAGCCUUGUAUAAUCCACAAUUGGUUCAAAUGAUAAAUGAACUCAAUAGCCAAUAUGGCGCAAACAUUUUCAUUGCUGCUAAUACAGAACAGAAAACCAAUGACUUCAUUACAAACCCUACAGCCUACGGAUUUACAACAUCAAAAGUAGCUUGUUGUGGUCAAGGACCUUACAAUGGUUUAGGACUAUGCACUAUGUUAUCGAAUUUGUGUCCAAAUCGAGACGAGUAUGCUUUCUGGGAUCCAUUCCAUCCAUCAGAAAGAGCUAAUGGGAUAAUUGUUGACAUGAUCUUGAGUGGUUCGUCAAACUACAUGAGCCCCAUGAACCUUAGCUCCCUCUUGGCUUUGGACUCCAACACCAGGACUUAAUUAACUAGGAUUUUAUUAAGGAUUGUGUUAUAUCAAUGUCGUUGCUUGCUUGCCAUGGAUGCAUUUAAUCAUUAUCUUCUUGUGCGUUUGAAUAAAUUGCAAUUAUGUAAUGUUUCAGAAUGUUUUUAUGAGUAAAUAAUUAGUUGUAUUA